This is a messenger RNA of Colletotrichum karsti, 2109 nucleotides long. RefSeq lists its product as uncharacterized. Bases 1 to 2109 code for a protein of 702 amino acids. The transcript is spliced from 6 exons. The record is from RefSeq and is a predicted model, not a curated record. Gene Ontology annotation, molecular function: DNA-binding transcription factor activity, RNA polymerase II-specific; sequence-specific DNA binding; zinc ion binding. Gene Ontology annotation, biological process: positive regulation of transcription by RNA polymerase II; DNA-templated transcription. Lineage: Eukaryota; Fungi; Ascomycota; Sordariomycetes; Glomerellales; Glomerellaceae.
AUGCCGCGAUCCAGUUUCUCGGAUAACCCCCUGCUGCGGGUAUCGCGUCCUGUCUCCGCCUGUUCGCGAUGUCGAGCUGCAAAAGUCAAGUGUGAUGGCAAGCUCCCAGCUUGCACCGCCUGUGAGAAGGCCGGUCGUGAGAAUGAAUGCUCCAGCGCUAAUGACCAGUUUGCUCGGGGCAAAGAACGCAGCUACGUCGCCGCUUUGGAGCUUAGAGUUGAGAAGCUGGAGAAACGACUUGCAUUCGCCCGUUCUCGCAAGGCCUCAGUCAACCUGCACGACAUAGACGAGGCCGCUGCACCGGCUGAUCGCAAAGACUCGUUAGCUAACAUCCGAGCUGCUAUCCACCGCAAAGCGGCCCGUAAGAGAGAAGACUCGGACGUCAACUCCCUCGUGUCGGACUUCGGCUUCCUCUCCGUCAACGCCACAACUCGCGAUUUUGAGCCUUCUAUUAGCAACAUGACAUUUGCCCGCCUGGUCUUGGCCGCUGCGACUAAUGAAGAAGUACCGGACCCAACAGAAGACAGCUUUCCAACACGAGCAGAGGCCUUGGCUACCAUUCAGUACUACACAGCCAAUAUCUUUUCGCUGUUUCCUUGCUUCUCCGAAACACAUCUUCUUACCGUUCUUGACGAUAUUUACAACCCGGAUGAAAGAGUCAAGGAGCGUCUCAAGGAUUCAGAUUAUUGGCUUUUGUACAUGGUGCUUGCUGUUGGCUACUCCGCACAGAGCAAGAACUUACAGGAUGAAAACUAUCGCCUCGGCCUCGACUUCGUCUCGCGCGCCCUGCCGUUCGCCGACAAGGCGUUGAUGCCGGGAUACCCAACUCAGAUUCAGUCACUCAUUCUUUUCACGCAAUACUCUAUGCUCGACUCGGCUCAUUUCGACAGUUGGUAUCUCAUCGGCUUCGCGAGCAGAGCAGUGGUCGAUUUAGGGUUUCAUCAAGAUCCGCCGCAGCUUCAAGUACCCGACAAAGCUGCUCUUGAUCUUAGGAGGAGGAUGUUCUACUCUGUCUAUGCACUUGAUAGGACCAUCAGCAUAGUUCGCGCCAGAUCGUUCUCGUUCACAGACGAUUCGAUCAACGUCGAGUAUCCCAGCGCUUCGGGACCGUCCUCCGGAGCCAUCUCCGGCCCCCAGUCCGCAGAUCCAGCUUUGCUACUGUUCCAGCUCCGUCGAACUCAAUCAGAGUGGUAUCAAACCCUUUUCCAGGCGGAUUCUGCGCCACUACCCGAUGCUUCUUCUUUCAUCUGGCAAAUGUGCCUCGAGAUGCGGGAGUGGCACGAGAGUUUGCCCGACAACCUUCCGGCUGGCACUCGGGAGCUAUUCGACCUGGAGCUGAGGUACAGCUACAUCUACUGCCUCGCACCUAGUGACAGAUCCCCGCACUUGACCGACUACGCCAAGAAACUCAUCUUCGAACACGCCAUUGCGUACAUGAACACCAUUCACGGCGUGGCGCACGGUUCGCUGAAUAACGCAUUCUACACAUCUCUUGAUGUUCUGAAGGUCUACUUCGUCGCGAUGCAGUUCUUCACGGUCUUCAACGCAUCUCGCGAAUUACAGCUUUCUGAGCAACGUAUCAUUCCACCCAUCACACGCCCGGGGACAGCACCACCACCACCCUUACCACACCGACCCGCCGGCAGCGAAGACAGCGUAGAUAGGAGUAUACGCUGUUUCCAACAGGUCGUAGAGACUCUCGGAAAAUUGUCCGAGAGGUGGGUUAUUGCUUCGCAGUUGAAGACAGGUUUCGAGACCAUAUCAUCGGAGUUGUUCUCCUGGCUUCAGAUGCGCCGACAGAUGAGAGACCAGCAGGCGCAACAACCUCAACACCCACCCCACCCUCACCCCCAGCAUCAGCAUCAACAUCAGCAUCAACAGUCUCUUCACAUGCACGCAGGUCCAUCGCCACCUCAACCUCAGCAUCCGACGCACCCGCCGCACCCUCCGCACCCUCACCCACAAGUCAUCAUGGGACCUCCGCAGAUGCAGAUGCAGAUGCCCGGCAUGAUGCCACAGCCUGGACAGCCGAUGAUGCAGUAUAGAUGGGUUGGGGACGGAUCCCAACAGAUGAUGCCUGGGCCUCCGCCUGGGCACGGUUCCGGCUAG